GUAUAAAUAAUGUCAAGCCAUUCUUGACUUCAUAUUGGACUGGCAGGCGGACAGGUAUUGGACAGUGAUGUCAUUUGUUUACUCUUGAGCUUCGCUAAAGAAUAGAACAUUUUCGCUACUGUGAGCGCAAUUUCAAGGUAAUAAUACUGUGAUGCCAUUGUUCGCAGAUGCAUUUACUGCAUCAGUGAGUGUAGACGUAAGAACGCCGUCCAGAAAAAGUUCCCGUAAUAAGGAAGAACCUUUGGUGUCAUCCACAGGUGUAGUGAAGUAUGGUGGUUCUCUGGUGGAUAUUGGAAAAUUAAUACAACAGUUAGAAAAGUCUGAGAAUGCGAGAAGUAACACAGAGGAGAAGCUCAAAGAGUUACAAAAGGAACUUUUAAGUAGCAAAGAGGAAGCCAAGAAGUCAUAUGAAAGAUGUAGUAAAUUGAAUAAGGAACUUAAAUCUACUAAUUCCAAUCUAAAAUCCAUGGAAGAAGAACUUCAGAAAGCCAUUGAGGACAACAAUGUUUAUCAGAGAGCAUUAAAUCAAAUCAAGGUGGUGAUCCGGCCUCUGGUCGCUGGCGUGGACCUGGAUGAGGAAGAUUUUCCCAUGAAGGAAAUCAAGGAUAAUUCUAAAGUCAAAUCAGAGCCUUUAGAGAAUGGAACAUUUGAGUGAAUGAACAGAAGUUAUAAGUGAGAACUACCUAAUAUAGUAAACAUUUGCAUUAUUAUCUUGAACUGAUAAUAUUGGAAAUUAAAUAUUUGAGUACAAGAAAUGAAGAUUACUAUAAUGUAAGUUUACAAGGGAAAUAUUAAUUAAAAGAAAUUGUGUUCAUUCAAAGAAGUGUUGCACAUUUAUAACUCAGGUUCAUUAAGGUAAAUGUGUGUGUAUAAGCAUGUUAUCAUACUGUUGAUAAUAUAGAAGAUUUAUUACUUCAUAGAUAACACUUGCAAAACUGGAUUUGCAUUAUGCUUUAAAAAUUAUGAUUGAGAUAUUCUUGGUCAUGUGAUGAUAUUUCUUAGUGUGUUUAUAAGGAUUUGCUUCAGCUGUGUCAGUUAUGAGGAGGUGACAUUAAAUUGACUGCUGUUUUAAACAGUUCUGCAAUGAUUGAUUUUAUUUUUAUAGGUAAAGUACUUAAUUAUGGAUUAUAUUAUUUUCAAGAAUUUCUAACAAUGUGGGUAUUGAUCAUUUACAGGAUAUGCAUAUACAGUAUUGUAUUAGUUUUUAUCAUACAUGAAGCUUGAUGCUUUGAACUGCGAGUACAAUAUUUUGUAAAAAAGAAAAGGUUAAAAUAUUCCUUUAAGGAUAUAUCCAACUUGAGCAGUGUCAUGUGUUUGUAACAUUCUUGAGUACUUUUUGUAAAAGAUGAAAUUUGUUUACAUAAUUAUUAAGUCUAGACUGAAGAAUAAAGUAAGUUAUAUAUA
Messenger RNA from Cherax quadricarinatus, 1404 nucleotides. Lineage: Eukaryota; Metazoa; Arthropoda; Malacostraca; Decapoda; Parastacidae. The record is from RefSeq and is a predicted model, not a curated record.